Messenger RNA from Lasiosphaeria miniovina, 4570 nucleotides. RefSeq lists its product as uncharacterized. The record is from RefSeq and is a predicted model, not a curated record. The coding region runs from base 172 to 4185 and encodes 1337 amino acids. NCBI's taxonomy places the organism in Eukaryota, Fungi, Ascomycota, Sordariomycetes, Sordariales, Lasiosphaeriaceae. The transcript is spliced from 4 exons.
UGGUUGUCUGCGCCCUAUUCUUUCUGUGUCAACUCUGCACACACUCCUGCAUCACUUGUCUCACGCAGUCCCGGCUUCGUGACUUCAAUUAUUCAACGGUAGCCUAAUUCUUAACUACUUGAAAGUCAACUGUGAGCUGCUCUUACUGAAAGAGAUUCGCAGGCGGGAAAUAUGUCUGGCAUCCCCGACGACGAGCCCUAUUCAGGGUCCUCCGUGGGGUCAGACACCAAUGCGACAGCGCUCAUGAGCUCAUGGGGCCGUCGCCGUCUGAGGGGAUCUGACCAUUCCAGCGCGACGACGCCCAGAAGCGCUCUUUCUGACCCAGGUCGUUUUGUGUCGAAGAGGAAGGAAGCAGAUGGCCACUUGGUCAAGUUUCUCAUUGACUACGCCGCCAAUGACGAGGAAUGUCCGCCGCUGCUCAGUGACUACCUCACCGAUGUGGUGUUGAAGGAAGCCGUUGACCGAGGAGAUCCCUCGGUGCUUGAUUGGUAUCUGAGGGACUGGGAGAUCAAGCAUUACCCCAUCCGCAAGAGGCUUCUCGGCGAGCUUAGCAAGUACAGGCUGUAUGACUUUCUCUUUCCCCUGGACGGGAGACGGCCUUCGUUGCCCACUGCCUCGAUUCCGCCGCAAUACAGGCCGCUUUUGCCUUGGGCUCCAGAGACUACCUUUGUCGGAGUUGACGAGCUGGAUCCCGAUAUCGAUGCCCCGGUCGUCACUGCCGAUAUCAGGCUUGACGAAGACGAAGAAGAAGACGUUGCGGCAGUGCCGGCUGAGGAACAUCCGCCGGAGCAUUCGCCGGAGCCAGCCAGAGCCAGCCCCCAGCCCGUCGUCGAAGAUACUGCCGACGCCUCCCCCACCGUGAGGCUCAAUAAUCUCCGCAGACGGAUCGACUCCCUCCCGUCUAUCAUUUCCUCUCGCACUUCUUCGGGGCCGUGGGAGACAGGCACAGCCGUAGGGGUUUCAGAAAUCAGAGACCUCGGCACGGCGGACUGGACGGAAACCUCGGCCUACAAAGGCGGGACACAGCCGCCUUUGGCAUUACGCCUCAAGACCAUCACCAACUUCCUCAGCGACGAGGAUGUGGACCGCUGCAAAGACUGGGAGGUCAAGUUUUCCGAGAUUGUGUCGUAUCUCCAGUGGCUUGCCAGCGGGGAUGAGAGACACCAGCUUGAAAAUGCCACGCCCGAGACGCAGGCCCUAUAUCAUGAUGCGUUCGAAAGGUGCAGGGUCCAUGUGCUCUUCCAGCAGCACCACUAUGAUCCCACGCCGCUGGAGAUCAACCCGCCGCCCAAGGUGCCCCUGAAGUCGACGCGCUUGAAGUGGAUGGCGAACGUGCACGACUGGCCGCUGCCGUCGAGGAGCCCCGUGCCAAGCCGAGACGAUCUUCUCCCGCGGCCAAUCCACCCGCGCCACCCGGAGCCCGUCAACAGGAUGCUCAUUGAUAGCCCAGAGGGCAGGUCCAGGUAUGAAACGCUCCUGCGAGAUCAGCAGCGCUGGUGGGAACGCGACACUGGCGGGUCUGAGGAAGCUCUCGACGACGAGAAGUACAACCUGGCCUACGUCGAGGCAAAGUAUUUCGAGGUCUUCUCGGACCCGAGCCACGUCGGGUGGGUUCGUCGAGACCGACGCACGGGUGGAACACUGCUCCCUGACGACUCGCUGGUCGUCCCGGGGGAGCCGCGGAGCUGGGCCAAGGAGCGCGCUGCCCGCCGUGCUGGACUGCAGCAGAUGCUGCGGUCAUAUCCAACGAACAUACAUGUGUGGGUGGACACUCCCUGGCGCAAAAUCGUGCUGCCAGUCGAUGCGGCUACGCUGCGCAAGCUGAGAGAGCGCGUCGGCGGCGUGCAGUGGGUGCCGCCCCGGGCCGUUCCCCCGGUGUAUAUGCGCCAGCCCAUCGAGACCAUGCCCUACACCGUCUUCUUGAGGGACUACAACAAGCAACUCAAGCAGAUGCGCACACUGGCGCUGCUGAAGGUCAUGGACGAGAACUCACGCGACCGUCGCUGGGUCUCUCUGCCCAAGAACGUGCUCAACGGCGGCCCCUAUGUCUGGCGCAUGAUCGACCCCGACGUGCUCGAGCGCCAAGAUUUGCUGCGUCACUGCUACACGGCGCUCAAGGUCCUGCGCGCGGCCACCCAGCGCACGCCGCGGCCGCUUCUAGAAGCUAUGCUGCGUCUGGCGGAACGCGGCGUCGCUGGCGAGUUCAGCAGAAACCAAGUGCCGCCCGAGGUAAGGCUGGCGAAUGACGAGUUCCUGGCUGAUGGCAUACAGCGCCGCACCCUAUUACUCAGCCACGAGGAUGUGGGCUGGGUCAAGUUUGUCGCCGGCAGCGAGAGCGUCAACAGCGGGACCUGGAGGGGCCACUUUGACCCAGACUGGCCCAGGGACAAGUACAAGCUCUUCCUCAUCUUCGCCCGCCGUGUACAGAAGUUACUGGACGACCCGAAUCCCGAGAGUCUUUUUAACCUCCACAGAAGCGUCACGGUCGAGCAGCUGCUGGAGGCCAUCAAUGCUGGAUGCGGUACCACUGCCGUCGAGAGAUGCGAGUUUGAGCCAUACGACACCUGCGCCUGGCUCGACAGGAUGAAACGCAGCGGACAUGUCAGAUUCCAGUUAGACCUCUCGUGCUACGGUGUUGUCGAGCGCCCGGUUCCCAAUUUCUUCCCAGAACACCGCGUCAUCUGGCCGCUGCCCGAGGAGCAGCGCGAGCGCCCAUCCGCUCUAGGACACAUCUCGGAAUGGGAGCCCAUAGUCACUGGCGGCAGACGGCCCGACGUGGACCAGAACAGCGCUAUCUGGAACUUCUUCGCCUCCCUAGCCUACCGCCUUGGGUACACCAUCUCCAAGCUGGAGCAGGACAUGGCAGACCAGGCGUCCACCGUGCAGCCCACGCCAACCGUGUUUCUGCGCGAGUCCAUCGACAAGUGGGAGCGCGAGUGCUUUGCCCUCGAGCAGACGGGCCAGCUGCACCACGUGCGCGAGCUGGUGUUCCGCGCCGACCCUGGUGCGUCGGCCAAAAACGCCAAAGAGCACCCCCAGGAUGGUGCCAUGUCCACCGAUGACGCGCUCUCCAUCGUCCGCGACCACGUCAUAGACGAGAUCAGCGCCAACGAGACCAUGCUGGCGCCCGGCCGCGAGCAGCACGGCGUCGACCGCAAAACAGGCAAGACGCGCGUGACGCUCGUGCGCGACUACAACUGGGACUGGGCGGCCGUGCCCCUAGCCAAAGGCCGAAAGCCGCGGCAGUUCUGGUCCGUCAACCGCUGGCCUCUCGGCGUCGGCCACCUCACUGCCGAGGCCGAGAGCGCCGUCGCCAACGACGAGUUCGCCGACCCGCUCGCCGUGUACGAUCCGAACGUCCAGGACCUGACCACAGACCCCAUCUACAAGCGCCCCAAGCUGAAGCCCUACGUCGAAGAAAAGGUCGUGUUCUGCCGUGGGCGCCCCGUGUAUCCCAUCGGCGACACUCGGCUGCAGCAGCGCAUGGUCCGGGUGCGCGUGACGGACAUGGUGAAUAGGGCUACCGGGUUCCGCAGAAAACGCACCUGGAGCGAACGGAUCGCCAACCUCGUCCCCAGCAUCCUGCGGCCAACCCUGGCACGCCCAGAGGGCGAUUAUCUCGAUCCCCAGGGCGAGCCGUGGCUGCCUGAAGUGGACCCGGAGUCGCUCGCACACAGCUGGGACCCCAUCGAACUGCAGAAGUCCUUGGAGGAGGCCGAGGCCGAGGACGACGAGGGGAAUGACGAUGAGUCUGACGACGACGAGGCCAAUCCGUGGGGCCAGGCGUUGUAUGGAAAUGGUGGCAGCAGCAACAGCGGUAGUGGUGGUUUAGGUAGCGGUGGAACUUCGAGCGAGGACGAGACACGCGAGGAGAAGGAGGAGGAGGAGGAGGAGGACGACGACGACGACGAGGAGGAGGAUGAUGAUGAUGGCGGUGAUGACCACAGCGGCCAUGGCGAUGGCGACGGCGGUGACGAUGGUGAUGGCGAUGGCGAUGGCGAUAGCGAUGGUUCCGUAAGACGCACUUUCCAGUUUAUCCCCUCCACUUCCACCACCUCUACUACUGCAGCGCAGCCGCCAAAGUCCCCGUUUCCGGGCAGACGGUUCAGCGCCAGAGUAAGCGGCUAUAAUUCGUCCGGCUCCGAUGACUUCGAUAGCGACGUCUUUCCUGCACGGAUGCGGUGAUGGCGGGAGCCCUGUUUAUUGAGGGAUCUCACCCAUACCGUAUCGGGCGCGUGCUGAUUUAUCAAGUCCUUGGGGGUCAGGUGGAACGAACGGGAUGGAUUGGAAUGCUGUCCUUGGCGGCUUGUUUUGUUUACUAAACUGGGCUGAAAUAGGGGCUUGCUUCGCAGUCCAAAGGCAGAGGUCGACGGGUAGUAUAUUAUGUGGCCUGUACAGAAACUAGUAGUAGUAACACAUUCUCUCUUUUUUUCUUUUCAGUCGUGUUUUCUCUUGUCUUCGAGUUGAUUUCCCCCUUUGCAAGAAAACAGAACAAGUAAGGGAGUGACCUUUCAACAUGGCGAUGCUUGCUUGCUUGCUUGAAAGAUAGAUGCGGGAUAUAGAAUCGUGU